Molecule: messenger RNA, 1752 nt
Organism: Colletotrichum spaethianum
Lineage: Eukaryota; Fungi; Ascomycota; Sordariomycetes; Glomerellales; Glomerellaceae
Exons: 2
Coding region: 1-1752 (583 amino acids)
Molecular function (GO): oxidoreductase activity
Source: RefSeq, a predicted model, not a curated record
AUGUCGCAGAACGGAAAUACGGGCAAGGAUGGGCGCAAGAGGGUCCUCGUCGUUGGCGCCGGUGCAGCCGGUAUGUCGACGGCUUACCACUUAUCCAACCACCCCGACAAGUUUGAUGUUACCAUCAUCGACUCGGUCGACUAUUGCGGAGGUCAGGCAUUCUCGAUCCCUCUCGACAAGGAGCGCCAUGGAGCCAGCUGGUUCAACCAGGGCGUACAGGGCGGCAGCUACAUCUUCCAUCACACGCUGACCAUGUUCGCCCGCCAGGGGUACCACGCGGACCCCGUCAAGCUGCAGGUCUCGUUCGGCAAAGACGACAAGUUCUGGACCAACGUCUUCCCGACCGACUUCAUCGCGAAGCACCAGGCCGAGGUCCGCAGGCUGGCGUUCAUGCUCAAGUUUAUGAGAUGGUUCGAGGUCUUCUUUGCGCUGCUGCCGCUGAAGAUUGUCUUCAAACUCUUCCUGUUCUCCGAGGAGUUUACAAACGUCGUCGGCCUCCCCAUGACUGCUCUGUUCCUGGGUACGGGCAAUGCAACGCCAGAGGUCCCGGCGAUCAUGCUGGAGCGCCUUUGCACGUCGCCAACUUACGGAAUGUGGUACCCCGCCGAUAAAAACAGCGUGGUGUCGAAUCUCCCGCCAAUGGUGGUCUUCCCGAAUUUCACCGACUUCUACACAGCCUGGAAGAAGGACCUCGAGUCUCGCGGCGUGACGGUUCGCUUGUCCACUGAGCUCACCGAAGUCGUCCACCGAAACAAGCGCGGUGUGUUUGUCAAGACCAAGCCCCGCACUCCCGUGGAAGAUGGCCACAACCCCGUUGACGGCGACCCUGACGCCCCUCAGUCCGAGGAACACUACGAUGAAAUUGUCCUCUGCGUCCUUGCCGACACAGCCAAGAAGAUCCUCGGCAAGACAUCGUCGUGGCGCGAGCGCAAGGUCCUCGGAUCGGCCAAAUUCUCUGACGACAUCACCAUCACUCACAACGACUCCAACUACAUGAAGAAAUAUUACGAGAACUUUUACGACGAGAAGAAGGCCGUCAAGGCUUUGGGAAAGAACGGUGACUUGGAUCAGUCUUCUCGUCUCGCAUACGCCAAGGACAAUUUCAGACCCAUGUACUACAUCCGCAUGUACGACGACGACCGUUCCAAGCUCGAGAUGUGCUUCGACACCACCAACUACCAGGGCCAGUUCCCGCAGAAGGUGCCGUUCGAGCAGCACGUGUUCCAGACGAUCUAUCUCAACAAGGGCCGUGACCGCAGGCACUGGACCGACGAUGAGAUUGACAAGGACAAGAUCAUCCGCGCCGACUGGUGGCAUCAGCUCUGCCACUCGUGGACGCACUACGUGUUUGUCGUGCCCUGGAUGAUGUUCCUCCAAGCCAAGAAGCGCACCCGUUUCGCCGCAUCAUGGACAUUGGUCAACGCGCACGAGAUCGCCAUCAUGUCCGGCAUUGCCGCCGCCGUCGACAUGGGCGCCGACUACCCCGAGGACCUGGAGCACGACAAGUUCGCACUGCUCUGCUUCAGGUUGUACUACCUACUCGCCUAUGGAAAAUGGUACCGACGGAAGUUCAAGGACAGCAAGAGCCAGAAGGCGAAGGACGGCGCUAGCUGGGCUUCAGGUGUCUAUGGCAGCAUUUACAAGGGGCCAGGCGUCGCGACGGAGGAGAGGUCGACUUGGAGGGAGGAUGUAAAAGCUGGCAGGAGCACGGAGAACCUGGCCGAUGGUAACAACGGGCGGAGCCAGCCGUAA